AUUUGACACACAGGUCUGAAACAAGCUCCAAACCAUUGAUUAAAAACAAAAUAAUCAUGUUUUGAAGCUUCACAAAGCAGUCUUUGAAAAGGGCCCAUCUCUACAGGCCAAAUUAUACAAAUUACUCUGCUUCCACUUCCAUUCAUGAGAGAAAACCAUAUAUUUAUAAUUAAAGAUGGAAUAAUUAAUGCAAUCAAAGUGAUAGAUAUGCAAACUUGCAUUGUGAAAUUUAUGUGUAGCUAUAUCCAAUUUGUUACUGUAUCAGUGAAUUGAAUAAGUUAAGCAUUAUCAGCCACCUGCACAAUACACGCAUAUUCUUUAAAUUGAAUCGAAGUAAUUUUCCACUGUACUUCUAUUUUUAUUGUAAUAGAUCAGUACCAGAGCAUGUUCUUUACUACACUGACUAUAGGUGUUGAUCUGCUCCUCACCACAGUAAUCUGAACUAAUCCUUUUAGCGUUUGUCUUAAUCUACGGCAGUAUUUGGGAAUGUCACAGACAGAGAGUGGUACUUCUUUCCUGGAACAGAAGCAUGUGGGAUGCUUUAUGUGUCUCUAAAGCGAUGCAUCCACUUUUGUAUGCAGACCUUACACUGUGUUUGGCUUUGGUGGUCUGUGCACAGAGUCCAUCAUGUCCGUCUAUGUGCACCUGUGUGCUCCAUGGUCGCAGCAAUGGCAAGGGACUCAGAACUGUGCACUGUAAAAACCCAACCUUGGCUGCCAUUCCUGUAGAUCUGCCAAGCGAUGCAGUCAAGUUUCGUCUAGAGCGCACCUCUGUUUCCAGGAUCUUCAGAGGUGCUUUCUCUGCCAUGCCAGAACUGCUGUAUUUGUGGCUUACAUAUAACUCCAUCACUGUUCUUCAUCCAAGGAGUUUCACAAACCUGUCUUUCCUUCAUGAGUUACGAUUGGAUGGGAACCUCCUGUCCUCCUUCCCCUGGGAGGGACUCAAGGAUGUGCCCCGCCUCCGAACUCUUGGACUGCACAAUAACCGCCUGGCACGAAUCCCUCCCCUGGCCGCGCGUUACCUUGCCAAUGUGACUUACCUGGACCUCUCGAGCAACAGGCUGAGCACCCUGCCUAAUGAUCUGACUGCUCUCUGGCCGUUCAGCGACAGCACUCAGACCCAGCGCUCAGUGGUUUUAGGUUUACAGGACAACCCCUGGGUGUGUGACUGUAGGCUUUCCACUUUGCUUGACAUAAGUAAAGCCCCAGAAACUUCUCUGGUCAUGUUGGAUCGAUUCCUGACCUGUAGUGAACCGCCAGAUCUUGCUGGAGUUCCCUUUCAGAGCGUGGAGCUCACUCGCUGCCGCAGGCCCUAUGUGGUGACCUCUGCCACCAAGAUCACAGCUCUACUGGGUAGCAAUGUCCUACUUCGCUGUGAAGCUACAGGACACCCGACCCCAACACUUACGUGGAUCAAAUCUGCUAUACCCAACCUUUAUAAACAAGGUUGUUGUAAGCAGAUGCAAAGCCGCAUGGACACUGAAAGAUUGCCCAAAAAACUCUCUGGCUAUGUACAAGAAUCUCCACGUGUGGGAAUCCGCUGGUCAGCAGUCAGUCUGAAUGGAAUAUCAUAUAACGAUGCAGGAGAGUACCGGUGCAGAGCACAAAACAUGGCAGGGAUUUCAGAGGCCAUUGUCAGUCUGAAUGUGGUUGGGGUAAUGGCUGAAUAUGCAGACUCCACAAACUCUGACCAACAGCAAACAGCUGCAAAAUCAAACAAUACAAAGAGGAAGCCUAACCAGAAAUCUAAGACAAUACCUUCUUUGCUACCUCGAAACAUGACUAGACCACUCUCCCCUCCAAAGAGAGUCAUGAAAAUCACCAAAGCAAGCAGAGACAAAAUGAAAAGAGACCGGACAGCUGUAAAAAACCUGCCACAGAGAUACUUUUUAAUCGCUUCUAAAACUCAACUGCAAAGAAGACAAAAACCUUAUGUUUCCAUGUCAAUUAGAACCUGACACAUUCAGAUCAUACAUGUAUAUUUUCAGGAACUUUUUCACACGAAUGACCAUAACCUUAUGUAUAUUUCCUCAACUGAGAGUUUUUUAUUUUAUUUUAUUUACUCAGCUAUGACCACCAGAUGGCAGCUCUGAGCUAAUGACACUUCAUGAUAAAAGGUCGAAGCUAGUGAACUGAUAUUGUACUCUUGAAAAGUGUCAAAAUUGAUGUUCCCUCACUUGAACCACUAGUCAUAUCAGUAAUGUAAUAAAAGUCACAUACAGUACAGCAGUAGAAGGCUAAUUGAUAACCUAUUGUCAUCCAUUUGUGUAUUGACAGGCUACAUCAAGUAUAGCCGUGUUUCCACCGCUGGAACUUUACCCGGGAACUAUAGGCACUUUGGGCUGGUACUCGGUGUGUUUCCACAGCAGGAACCAGUAUCUAAAUAAAGUUCCUUUUGGGUUAAAAAAUGCCCCUCAGAAAGUCCAUGGCCUGCUCAUGAGGUAGUACUUUUUCAAAGGUUCGUAACUCUCGUGGGCGGGACUUGGGCGCUAAACACGCUGAUUGGUUGAGUGCAUGCAGCAUUGUGAUUUCAACCUCUAUUUAACUUUUAAUCAUUUAACAAUCAUUUUCAAAAUAUUACUGUUAUUGUGUCAUGAAAUGUAGUUUUAAAAGUAUUCCAUGCGAGAAUGUAGUUAUGCUGUGGCCACUGUGUGAACCGACCAUGUCAUCUCCGAAGCACCGUAGUUCAAAACUCAAAUCUGCGGGUGAUUUAUAAAGACAGUGGCGAUUUAAAAAUGUGUUCUGCCAAUUUCGGAGACGAUCAGCUUCACGCGAUCAGAGGGAUCUCAGUGCUCAUGUUUACCAAUGAGAGCAGUCUUAACUCGGCUAGUCCUUCUGACAUAAACAUAAGAUAUAAUUCACUUUGGGUAAAUCUAACAAGUAAUCUUUGGUCUUUAUUCAAUUAAUUUAUUAGUAUGUUAAAAUGAAAAUAAAAAGAGGCAAUACUGUUUGAUAUUAUAUUUCGUUUAAUUGAAAUGUAUGCUAUAUAAACAUUUCACUGAACUACAUUUCUGUAGCCAUUAAUAUGUGUAAAUGAAAACGUGAAAACGAAAGGAGGCAGUGUUUUUUCUGGGUAAUUUUGGUGGAAACACGGCUUUACAGCAUACCGUUCAUUAUUAUUUUAUAUUUACCAGAAAGGUUUCACACAAACUGAUGAUAACAAAUGCUUUAUGAUUAUGAUAACUAAUAUGCCUUUUGUACGUUGAUGAUAACUGAUUUAACUAAGCCUUUCAUAUCCACAUUCCAGCACUCCUAUAAAAGAAAUCCUGUUAGGUCUACUCCAGUAAAAUAUUACACCAUAUCCAUGUUGAGAAACUCUGUGGGUUUAUUAAGAAUUUGCCCUGAGCAGCCCCAAAACACUAAGCGCAAUUGCAAUAGUCCAUUUUUGUGAUAGUUUUCAAACUCACACCUGAUUGUCAUCACACUAAAUAGUAACAUCUAGUUAAGAUGACCAAAACAUAAUUAUCCAAAUUUUUACUUUCAAUUUAUUGAAUUCACUUUGAUGUAAAAUUCACACACCGAAGCGGAUUCAAUAAACACGUUUGGUUUUGUUUUG
Molecule: messenger RNA, 3555 nt
Organism: Carassius gibelio (silver crucian carp)
Lineage: Eukaryota; Metazoa; Chordata; Actinopteri; Cypriniformes; Cyprinidae
Gene: lrit3b
Product: leucine-rich repeat, immunoglobulin-like and transmembrane domains 3b
Exons: 5
Coding region: 530-1957 (475 amino acids)
Molecular function (GO): protein binding
Source: RefSeq, a predicted model, not a curated record